Messenger RNA from Megalopta genalis, 3004 nucleotides. NCBI's taxonomy places the organism in Eukaryota, Metazoa, Arthropoda, Insecta, Hymenoptera, Halictidae. The record is from RefSeq and is a predicted model, not a curated record.
AAAAUGCUUCAGUACGAUAGCUGACGAUAGUGGACGCUACUAAAUUUGACAACGUUGUUAGCUUUAAAAAAAAUUAGUAUACGUAUCAGUUAAAAACACGAUAUGUACUCACAAUUGUUAAUACAUAUCGUAUUCAAAGCAUGUCAAGAUAUAUCAUAUAUCAAAAAGUAUUAGAAAACAAGAAAAAACUCCACGUACAAUACAUAUCAAAUACAUGCACAGUGAUUAUCGUGUGAUCAGCACAACGAGAACAAGUGUAUGAUGAGCGAACAACUAUUUUGACCGGCGUAUUUCACUGUUUGUUGUUGGCCUCGGCCUUGCAAGUCGAGACGACACGAUUGCAAUUUUAUUUGAGUUAAUAUGUGUUUUCACAAAUCCAGUAAUUUUCGUCGAAAAUUGCUUGUAACUUACUUUUACGAUUAGAUAUCUACACAUUGAUUGUUUAGCUUUUAUCUAAAAUAGUAAAUUAUUCAUGCACCUGACGUGCUAUUAGAAUUGAAGGUUAUUAUUUCUAUUUGAAUAAAAAGGAUUUCACACAAGGUGAAAUAUGUUGAUAAAUCAGGAUCCACAGUGGAAUGGUGUUGCAGCACCUGAAAUUCAGAUGUUUCCAGAUCUUGAAUUAAUGGAUGGGGAUUGUUUACCUUUCUCAGAUGAUUUAUUUCAGUCUUUAAAUCCUGAAUUAAGUGUUCCACUGUUCUUAGAAGAUGAAAUACCUUUCCACAUAGAAAAUGAUUUUGAUAAUCAAAUCACAAAUGAUGUUUCUUUAGGAGAAACUACAUCAUGUUUAGAAGAUUACCAUGUCCAUAGUUCUCAACAAAAUUCUGUCACAAAUUUAAAUUUAACCAACAAUAUAAAAAUGGAAGAAAUUAAGCUGGAACCUAUAAGUCCUUAUGUACAAUUUCCAUUAUCACCUGAAUCAAGCCAUUCAGAAUCCAGUAGAUCUGAAUUACAAGUAGAAUCGGACUCUGUUCUUCCAUUCUGUGAAUUUAAAUCGACUCCAGAGACACCACCGAUUUCACCACCUCAAAAUAUUUCUCCGUCAAUGUCACCCGAGCCAGUAUUCAAUGCAAGUAUUGCAAAGCAGUUAAGAUUUACACCCAUUAAAUGUCAGGAAAGAAAAUCUACGAAAUUGAUUCUUUCCAAAGCCAAUUCAACCAAACAUAUUAGAGUUCAACCAAAGACACAGCCUGCAAACAAUGAACAGCCUCGAAAUACUAUUUUCUUAAGUACACAAAAUUUACUUACAUUCACACAAAAGGUUAAACAAAACUGCACAUCGUACCCUCUUAUGACUCAUUUAUUACCAGCCAACGGAAAUAAUCUUGUUAGUGAAAAUUCAGUACAAUUUUCACCAAUCCAAAUAAAAGCAGAAACGAACGCGGCACAAGUGAAUCCUACGAAUAGUGCAGAUAUGUAUGUAUCAGGAACAGAAUCAAAUACUGCUAUUACAGAUGCAUCUUUAAUUUUGAGAAAUGAAACAGCUGGAUGUACUUCAAUAGUUCUAAAGAAUGACACAUCUGGUUGCAGGCCAAUAUUAAUUAGAGCAGAACAUUCGAAUUAUGCUCCGAUUGUUAUAAAAAAUGAAAUCCAAGAUGUUAAUUUCACUGGACGACAAGAAAAUGAGAUUAAAGCACUGAAAAGACAACAGAGAAUGAUAAAAAACAGGGAAUCUGCUUGUCUAUCACGAAAAAAAAAGAAAGAAUAUGUAUCUUCGCUGGAGAAACAAAUUUGUAAACUGCAAGAGGAAAAUAAACAGUUAAAGAUGGAGAAUACAAACCUCAAACAGAAACUUUCUGCAUUGGGGAACACAGCGAAUACUAAUAAGAAAUAUGGGAGCAUAAAUCUCAAUGCAAAUAAAAAGAAUGUUGCUAUUCUUUUGGGUAUGGCUUUUAUGGUAUCCUUAAAUGUCAAUACGUUUAGCAACGUUCUCUCAAAAGAUAACCGUUUAAAUGUGUUGCCUGUUAACAUUGCUACCAAUACACCAUAUAUUAGACAUGGAAGAACAUUGCUUUGGUCACCUAAAGAUCAAGUUCAACAAGAAGAGGACAAAAAUUUCCGUAAAAAUAUAUCAGUACUCCAACCUAUGUGUCCGAUGUAUAUAAAUAAAAGCGAAUCGAUUCGUUUGGAUUACGAAUUAAGACGAUGGAUCGGUGGAGAGUCCGAUCAAGAUAAUUGGUUUACAUCGAAAACCUCAAAAUUUGACGAGAAAUUUUUGGGAGGAUUGCUAUCACCAUAUAUAGUACAGAAAAAGACUAAAUAUAAGCACAAUUUACCGCGAAAAAGCAAAUCUGAGAUACUUCGAAAAACUGCAAGUUCUACCAUUACAAAUGCAGUGGAGGUUUUUUCUCCGACAUUAAAAGAACAUGCAUCUUUAUUUGAAGCAUUGGGCAGAAGAGACGAUACAUUUUACGUGGUUUGGUUCAGCGGAGAGCAUUUGCUUUUACCAGCUUCGAGAAAAAAUAGUACGGGCAGACCGAAAAUGUCGUUGGUUCUUCCUGCACUACCUACAAAUGAAACAUUUUCAACGCCCGCAAAUCAUAUAACUAUGAUGCAAAUCGAUUGCGAAGUUACCAAUACACAGUUAUUGCAUUUGCAACAAUCAGUAAUACCAAAUCAUUUGAAAAACAGUGAUAGAUCCGGAAAUGAAACACGUCAAACUCACGCGACUAAUGAUGUAUCCGAUGCUAUUGCAGAAGAUAUCGCUAAGAGCUAUAAACCUUAUUUUAUAAAAGAAUCUAGUCAGAAGAUUUUUCAAAAAAGGAAUUUGAAAAAUACUUACGAAUUUAAUCUGGAAGAAGUAAAAACAGAAAUGUUAAAGAAUUCGCAGAAAGCGAGAACACAAACAAAAUUCAUGGAAACACAAAGGAACAAAAAUGAAACUAUCUAUGGCACUUAAAUCUUUGGUCGUGUGAUAGUUUCUAUGCGAAAUUGUACAUGAGUAGAGUUCAAAAAAUGGCCGAUAUGAAAUAAUACUUAUAAAUAAAUCAUAAAUUCGGUAGACAGA